Xenia sp. Carnegie-2017 is the source of this 827-nucleotide messenger RNA. RefSeq lists its product as uncharacterized. The transcript has 3 exons. The coding region runs from base 165 to 659 and encodes 164 amino acids. The record is from RefSeq and is a predicted model, not a curated record. Lineage: Eukaryota; Metazoa; Cnidaria; Anthozoa; Malacalcyonacea; Xeniidae.
UUCACUUCAAUCAGCGUGCUAAAGGAAGAUGAUUAAGAUGACAAAACAAAGGAAGAGAACAGAAAAGCUUAGCGACUCAGUAACAUUAUUCACAACUCAACAUCGCCACAUCAAGAACGGUCGGUUAAAAGAAACUACUUUCCAAUCAAGAAAAAGUCAUUAAGAUGUUCUUCAAAACUCUCUUUUUCAUUGGUUAUCUUUUGGCCACGGUCAAUGCAGGAAAAUGGAGAACAAUUGCAUUGAACAAGUGCAUUGGGGCCAAAAACGAUCAAUAUGCUGAAUUUUCAUACCCAGGCCUUUCGCGGUUUAUCAUUGCUCUAAAGUUACAUCAUACCACUGGAAAGGUUGGAUGUGUUCUUUCAACCCAAAGCAACUGGGGCUGCCGGCCACCACACCCAAUGAACAUUAUCAUUACAGACACAAGAAAUAAACGUAUAUUUCCUGCACCGUCUUUGAUUACACCCAGCACUAAUGGCAACUGGUAUAUUUUGCCGGGAUACAAUUCUAACUCGCCGAGUAUCACCUUUGCUGUACCAGGUUUCCGAUGGUUGUAUCAUGGUCAAACAUUCAGAAUCUGGUACGGAGAAGAUCUGCUAGGAUAUACAGAAAGUGACAAUCAUGGAAAAACUUGUAUGAAUGUACUCGUUUACACUACAUGAGAAUGUACAUUUACUCAUUUUAAAAUUUUGUUGUUGUAAUCCGAAUAAAAAAGUAUGUUAGUCUGUUUAGUUUACUAUGGCAGUAUGGCUAUAUGUUAGAUGACAGGUUUCCAAUAAGAAAUAUGCAUAAACGAGAAAAUAAAAUAUAUCGAUUCUUCUUAGCUGUAA